This is a messenger RNA of Hyaena hyaena (striped hyena), 1924 nucleotides long. It is a transcript of the gene TP53I11, whose product is annotated as tumor protein p53 inducible protein 11. The coding region runs from base 436 to 1005 and encodes 189 amino acids. The record is from RefSeq and is a predicted model, not a curated record. The transcript is spliced from 9 exons. NCBI's taxonomy places the organism in Eukaryota, Metazoa, Chordata, Mammalia, Carnivora, Hyaenidae.
GACGCCGUGCGCAGUCCCGGCCGGCCCUGCCCUGCCCUGCCCUGCCCCGCGCGGGCGGCGCGAUGUGAGGCUCCCGAGGGCCCGAGCGUCCCCCGGCUCGCCAGCCCCGCGCAGCGCCGGCGCCAGCAUGCGCUAGGAACGGCCGCUGAUCGCGGUGGCGGAGUUCCCGCUGGCCGGACCUACUGGCUCGGCCGGCCGUGGGGGCGCCCAGCAGCCCGGAGCUCCCCGCCUGGGGUCCCCAGCUCUCAGGCCCGGGUCUCAGAAAGUGGGUGAGCGUCUGGAGCUAGAAGAUAAAGGACACGUUGGAGGAGGAAGGAGCCAGACUGGGAGAGACCCCCGUCUCCGGGCCGGGGAGGUGUUGUGCUGAUUGAAGGGAAGGACCAGCAGUCAGCUCAUCUCUGUGUCUCCCAGACCCGUGCCAGGCACACAGACAGGAUGGCGGCCAAGCAGCCCCCACCUCUCAUGAAGAAGCACAGCCAGACGGACCUCGUGAGCCGCCUGAAGACCCGCAAGAUCCUUGGCGUGGGCGGGGAGGAUGACGACGGGGAGGUGCAUCGCUCCAAGAUCAGCCAGGUCCUGGGCAAUGAAAUCAAGUUUGCCGUUCGGGAGCCUCUGGGGCUGAGGGUCUGGCAGUUUGCUUCUGCUGUGCUCUUCUCCGGCAUUGCCAUCAUGGCCCUCGCCUUCCCUGACCAGCUCUAUGAUGCGGUCUUUGAUGGGGCCCAGGUGACCAGCAAGACCCCCAUCCGCCUCUAUGGAGGGGCCCUCCUCAGCAUCUCCCUGAUCAUGUGGAAUGCUCUCUACACGGCUGAGAAAGUUAUCAUCCGAUGGACCCUGCUCACCGAAGCCUGUUACUUUGGGGUCCAGUUCUUGGUCAUCACGGCCACACUCGCCGAGACGGGCCUCGUGUCCCUGGGGAUUCUGCUGCUCUUGGCCAGCCGCCUCCUUUUCGUCGUCAUCAGCGUUUACUACUAUUACCAAGUCGGCCGAAAACCCAAGAAGGUCUAGCCACUCGCUGGGCCGGGGAGGCCCCGGGGCCUUGGUUUCCCUCUGGCUCCUGGAAGACAGGAAGGACCGGGCCCUGUGCCAGGCCUGCCGCAGGCAGGCGGGGCUGAUGGCCUUCCUUUCCUCCUGGGCACCCCCGAAUGCUGUGACCCCCCCCCCGGGCUUUCAGGUCUGGGGAGGGACAGGCCUCUCGCACCCGUGUCCUUCGCCCCACGCAGUGACGCCUCCUUUUCUUGGGUCUCUUGGUCUCCGGAUUCCCUGGACAGAUACUGACUGAAGAGCUUGACUCAGGGGGGAUUGGGCUAAGGUGAGGUUCCUGCCCCUUCUGCCAGGAGGCCCUCUUUGGUUUAAGAGGGGCUGAGCACUGUCUCCCCGCCCUCCCCACACCCCCAGCCAAUCUGGUGCCCACGCAGUUGAAGGUGGCCUCCCCUUAGGCCUGGAAAAAUCGAGAAUCUGACCCUGUGCCCAAUCCUCCCCACCUGCGGGGCUGCCCUCUGCCCCUAACACACACGCCUGCCCCCCCGCACCCCCCGCAGCCCAGGUGCCGCUGACACGCAGGGCUGGCCGUCUUUGAGCUGGCACCUCCCUUUCAGCCUCUCUGGGAAGCGGGCCGCCUGGAGCCAGAGCCCGGUCCCCGGCCCCAAGCCCCCAUUCCCCCACUGGCCGGGGUCCCGAGGCUGCCAGCAGCCCCGCCCCCAGGCCGGCCCGGACAGCGGACUCGGAGAGGAGUGGAGCCCCUGGGAUGGGGUUUAGAGGUGAGGAAGAACGAAGUGGUGGCAUUUCCUUGUCCCUUGGAUUGUCCCUCGGGGUCUGCCCGGCUCAGUCCCCUCACACACCUCCCCCUCCCCCCAGGGUGCUGCCUGCAGGGUAGGGCUGGGUGCCCUUCAGACUCAGCAUCGGAAACAAAUAUUUCAGCAGGCCA